AUGUCUCUCACAAUCCCACAACCCUCUCAGCAGGGUCUAUUCAAGCAAGGGUACAACAGCUAUGACGCCGAGGAUGGCGCAGUCAUCCGCAACAUCGAUGCGUGUCGGACAAUUGCGCAGACGGUGCAGACCUCGCUAGGACCCUAUGGCAGGAACAAGAUUGUCAUCAACCAUCUUCAGAAGAUGAUCCUCACCUCCGACGCUGCCACCAUAUUACGAGAAUUGGAAGUUGUACACCCCGCCGCAAAACUGCUGGUCAUGGCCAGCCAACAGCAAGAGGCGGAAAUGGGUGAUGCCACCAAUAUGGUCAUUGUACUGGCGGGUGAGCUGUUAAAGAAGGCGGAAGAGCUCAUUCGUAUGGGCCUGAAGACUAGUGACAUUGUUUCGGGUUAUGAAAAGGCUCAAAACUAUGCCCUCAAAUGCCUGGAAGCCCUCGAGGUUGACAGCGUUGCGGACCUUCGAUCGCCCAAUGAGCUCUCCAAAGCCCUGCGCACUGUGGUCGCCUCCAAGCAGUCCGGCUCCGAAGACGUCUUAUCACCUCUCAUCGCUGAAGCUGUUCAAGCUGUCCUGCCCAAAGACCCCCGCGCCUUCAACAUCGACAAUAUCCGCGUCGUGAAGAUCAUGGGUGGCGACUUGACGCAGUCGCGUGUUGUGAAGGGCAUGGUGUUCGGUCGCGAGCCGGACGGCGUUGUCAAGAAGGCGAAGAAGGCCAAGGUAGCUGUUUUCUCGUCUCCACUUGACAUUUCUCAAACCGAGACCAAGGGCACUGUCCUGCUGAAGAACGCCCAAGAGAUGAUGGAUUUCUCGAAAGGAGAGGAGGAACAGCUCGAGACUGCCAUGAAAGAAAUCUACGACACGGGCGUCCGUGUGAUCAUCGCCGGCUCUACGGUCGGUGAGCUGGCAUUACACUAUUUGAACAAGAUGGGCAUUCUUGUGAUCAAGAUCAUGUCCAAAUUCGAGCUUCGCCGCCUCUGCCGAGUCUGCAACGCCACCCCCCUUGCCCGACUCGGAGCACCUAUGCCUGAUGAGAUGGGCUCUAUCGACAUUGUUGAAACUAUUGAAAUUGGGGGCGACCGUGUUACCGUUUUCCGUCAAGAAGCAGAUACCUCUCUCACACGAACCGCCACUCUCGUGCUCCGCGGUGCUACGCAAAAUCAUCUUGAUGACGUGGAGAGAGCCAUCGACGAUGGUGUCAAUGUCAUAAAGGCCGUAACUAAAGACCCGCGCCUUGUUCCCGGCGCUGGCGCAACAGAAAUGCAGCUCGUCGAACGCCUGACGGCCUUUGCCGACAAGACACCCGGCCUGGCACAGUACGCUAUCCGAAAGUACGCCGAGGCCUUCGAGGUCAUCCCCCGAACUCUUGCCGAGUCUGCUGGUCUCGAUGCCACCGAGAUCCUAGCACGGUUGUAUACCGCCCAUCAGCGCAAAUCAAAGUCUAACUCAGAGUCUGAUGAAGAGGAGGAGGAUGACUCAGAAGAGAGCGAGGAACAAUCAUCAGAGGAGGACUCACCGUACUGGACCACAGGCGUCGAUCUCGACGCAUCUACAACGGAGAAAGGUGUGUUGGAUGCAGUCGAGGCAGAGAUUCUUGACUUGAUGGUCAGCAAGAGCUGGGCGAUCCGGUUGGCAACAGAGAGCGCGCGAACGGUGCUGAGCGUGGAUCAGAUCAUUGUGGCGCGGCAAGCUGGUGGGCCGAAGCCACCGGGUCAGAACCCGAACUGGGACGAGGACUGA
This is a messenger RNA of Cyphellophora europaea CBS 101466, 1734 nucleotides long. Its product is annotated as T-complex protein 1, theta subunit. Gene Ontology annotation, cellular component: chaperonin-containing T-complex. NCBI's taxonomy places the organism in Eukaryota, Fungi, Ascomycota, Eurotiomycetes, Chaetothyriales, Cyphellophoraceae. The transcript is spliced from 2 exons. The record is from RefSeq and is a predicted model, not a curated record. Gene Ontology annotation, biological process: protein folding. Gene Ontology annotation, molecular function: ATP hydrolysis activity; ATP binding; ATP-dependent protein folding chaperone. Bases 1 to 1734 code for a protein of 577 amino acids.